Molecule: messenger RNA, 567 nt
Organism: Heterotrigona itama
Lineage: Eukaryota; Metazoa; Arthropoda; Insecta; Hymenoptera; Apidae
Source: the annotation of a GenBank genome assembly
AGAACGGAAGACCUGACUAGCCGUGACACUGACGACGAUAAAUAUUCUUUGUUAACCGGAACCAGUACAUCUCUUCAGGAUAGCACCGGAAGUACGGUCACAGGCUCUAUUAGUGCCAACUACGAACGUAAUUUCGAAGAUCGUAUCUUGCAUGGGCAGAGCGGUGGUCGCAGAUUUAGUUACAAAAAAAGAAAGACUUGCAGCGGAAAUGGAAUAUUUAGUGCUCCUCCCGGUGUCAGUCCCCAUCACGUUAAAUCAUCAAUUAUCCGUCGCAACACAAGUAGCGCUUCUGAACUCGACGCAUGUUCUACCAUACUAAGGUUCUUCCUUCUUUUUAUAAUAGAUGGAUCUCGAUUAAUUUUCGUAUGGCCACAGAAACCGCCAAGAAGUAAAUUAUUAAGAAUCUUAGCUCCUCUCAUGCAUGGCAUCCUCGUUGGAUUUUUAUUCAUGGACGCUGUUCAUCUUUGGCCAGGAGAAUUUUUACCUACGUCAUUGCCUUCCAUAAUACCUAUUCCUUUGCCACCCGUGAAAUGCAACGUAAUUGAACCACGAUGGUUCGAUAACAGU